AUGGAGCGUUUUCCAGAUAAAAUUGCUGCAGCUGUAUUUGUUACCGCCUUCAUGCCCCUCAGUGGAACAACUGCCACUGUGUUGUUGAAUGAGGUCGCAUCCAUAAUUGGAGGCUUAGGAGACUCCACAUUUUACUAUGCAAAUGGGAAAGAGAAUCCGCCAACAUCCUUCAAGUUUGGCACACAAUUUGCGCGACAGUUUUUAUCACAGAACAGUCCUCCUUGGGAUCUGACAUUGUGGGAAUCGCUGGAGAGAAAGUUUCCUCUAUGGCAAGAACCUCUUUUGUAUACAGCUAAAGACUAUGGAAGUGUUAGGAGAAUAUACGUCGUGUCGAAAGAGGAUAAGGCUCUUGUGGAGGCGUUCCAGAGAAAGAUGAUUGCAGAGAAUCCUCCACAGAUGGUAUACGAAAUUGAAGGAUCUGAUCACACCGUAUUCUUCUCCAAGCCUCUUGAACUGGCUGAGGUGCUCAUGAAAAUUGCUAAUAUGCGUGUGUGA
This is a messenger RNA of Cryptomeria japonica (Japanese cedar), 495 nucleotides long. Its product is annotated as putative methylesterase 13, chloroplastic. The transcript has 3 exons. Gene Ontology annotation, molecular function: methyl jasmonate esterase activity; methyl indole-3-acetate esterase activity; methyl salicylate esterase activity. Gene Ontology annotation, biological process: jasmonic acid metabolic process; salicylic acid metabolic process. The record is from RefSeq and is a predicted model, not a curated record. Bases 1 to 495 code for a protein of 164 amino acids. NCBI's taxonomy places the organism in Eukaryota, Viridiplantae, Streptophyta, Pinopsida, Cupressales, Cupressaceae.